UUUCCGGGUUCAGCGCGUGUCCCGGAUGUGUGAAGCAUUGGCGUCCAUGGAAACACCGAUCAGCUGACCAUCGUUUCAGGAGUUGUGUAACCUUUUGUCGUCGGUUUUUUCAGCUGGACAGUCGUUCUUGUCGCAUUAUGAGACGCUAAAGAACGCGAUUAGUCGCGCUGAAGCGCUGCGGUCAUGUGACCUGCAGAGGGCGCCACUACUCGACCGUUAUUCCUGCGUGCGCGCGCCUCCGCCAGUCUCUGUAUCUGCGGCACACAUCCCGCACGAGUCCCGCUUUUAACGGUAAUAUGGGUCGUUAGGACGGUUUUCGCGCGGUUAACGGCUGUUAUUAUUCAGCGUGAAUGUGAAGAUCGCGCGAAUUCUGCUGCGCGUUUGUCCGUGCGCGCCGGUAACGCGGGUCUUACAGCUGCGAGCGAUUCUUAAGUAAACGCUUUGUGACACAGCGAUCUUCAUCAUCUUCUUCAUCAUCAUCGUCAUCUCAGGUCAAUCUUCCGUCGGUGUGUCGAACAUGAACGACUGAAGCGGCGCGUAACGCUGUGUGUCAGCUUUGACCUUGACUCGGUGUUGUGUUCUCGCUCGUGUCGGUCACUCGUCCUGCAGCAGCGCUCCAUCAGAUUCUCUACUCAUCUGGACAAGUCCUGACUUCUCUAAGUGACAGAUGGAUUACGAUGCUCCAGCGAGUGACUCCUGACAUGUAAAUGGCGUCGAAGGUGCGUGAUGCUGUGCUCUGGUACCAGAAGAAGAUCGGUGCGUAUGACCAGCAGAUAUGGGAGAAAUCAGUGGAACAGCGAGAGAUCAAGUUUAUCAGAGGGGGUCUGAGGAACAAACCGAAGAAGACCGGUCACGUGAAGCCGGACCUGAUUGAUGUGGAUCUGGUCAGAGGCUCUGCGUUUGCUAAAGCGAAGCCGGAGAGCCCGUGGACCUCUCUGACCCGGAAGGGCAUUGUUAGAGUGGUUUUCUUCCCAUUUUUCUUCCGCUGGUGGAUUCAGGUGACGUCGAGAGCCGUGUUCUACCUGCUGCUGUCUCUCUACCUGCUGCAAGUGCUCGCAGCGGCGUUGUUCUUCAGCGUCUCCAGUCCUCACGACGUCCCCGUCACAGAAGUGUUUGGUGCCAUCUGGCUGAUGCUGAUGUUAGGAACCGUUCACUGCCAGAUCGUCUCCACACACACUCCUAAAGCCAGCAGCGGCGGGAGACGGCGCAGGAAGUUGAGGAAAGCGGCUCAUUUGGACAUUCAUAGAGAAGGCGACGGCUCUAGCACUACUGAUAACACGCAGGAGGGAUCUCCGCAGGGCUCGCUGUCCGCCGGCUCACACGGCCUCGUCACUUUCUUCAGAGAUUUCUGGCAUGGUAUCUUUAAAGCGGGGUCUAAGAAGUCCAAGCUGUCCAUCGAUAAGUCUACAGAGACGGACAAUGGAUACGUGUCUCUGGACGGCCGCAUCACCAGCAAAAGCAGCGAGGAGGGUUUACAGCUGCACGAGCCUCACUGCGACCUGCUGCGCUCCGAGACACACUGGAGCCUCCAGCACACCCCAAACCAGCGGAUCCUGCCGGCCACGGGGAAGUGUCUGUCCGAGGCUGCGGUUCCUCGUGGGGGGGAGAACAUGUCGGGUGAAGCGUCCAGUGAAGAAGACCCAGAGAACUACAGCACGCUCCGCAGGGGACUGGAGCGCAAGAACAGUGACUGCACGCUGCGCAACAGG
This is a messenger RNA of Carassius auratus (goldfish), 1709 nucleotides long. It is a transcript of the gene phtf2, whose product is annotated as putative homeodomain transcription factor 2. The transcript is spliced from 12 exons. NCBI's taxonomy places the organism in Eukaryota, Metazoa, Chordata, Actinopteri, Cypriniformes, Cyprinidae. Gene Ontology annotation, cellular component: endoplasmic reticulum. The annotation marks the transcript as partial. The record is from RefSeq and is a predicted model, not a curated record.